Diatraea saccharalis (sugarcane borer) is the source of this 378-nucleotide messenger RNA. NCBI's taxonomy places the organism in Eukaryota, Metazoa, Arthropoda, Insecta, Lepidoptera, Crambidae. The record is from the annotation of a GenBank genome assembly.
AUGCCUCCUCGGAAAAAUAAUAACAAAAGCGUAAAUGAUUCAUGGAAAAAAAGAAAAAGAACGGGAGGAAUAAGAAGAAAGUGUUCACGAGAGUAUGAAAAGAUAAAAAAUAAUAUCUGUGCAGUAAUAGAAAAGGGUUUGACAACUAAUACAAAUAGGCCCGGGUCAAGUGCGACCAAUACAGUUGAAGAGGGUUCUGUACACGAUGAUUGUGCAUCACCAUCAGGAUUAGUGAUUCAAACAAAUGGACCGGGUCCAACUUUAGGUGCAGAUAACGAGAGAAGUUUGCGUAUCAAUUUGAUAGUGAUUCAAGUUCUACUGAUUUGGAAGAAAACUCAGAAUUUAAUAAAAAAUAUUAUUAUUAUUUUCAAUAAAUAA